Messenger RNA from Maniola jurtina (meadow brown), 2003 nucleotides. RefSeq lists its product as uncharacterized. The transcript has a single exon. The record is from RefSeq and is a predicted model, not a curated record. Lineage: Eukaryota; Metazoa; Arthropoda; Insecta; Lepidoptera; Nymphalidae. Bases 353 to 1036 code for a protein of 227 amino acids.
GUUCCGGUUGUCUUGUACGUCAGACGUUUUGUGAUACGCUCUAACAAUUUUAAAUAGCUUUUGCAAGAAAUAAUAACAUCUCCGCAUAACAGUGUUGUUCCAAAUCAACUUUGUGCAAAGGAUCGUCGAAAUACAAUCUAAAUUACACCGAAAGUUAAGUACAAAAAGUGAAAUCACUUCGAUCGUACGAUUCAUUUAUAACCUCAAAAUACUAAGGUUAAAAUAUCAAACGAACGAUUGACAAUUCAGACAGUGCUACCAACAUAAAUCGUCGGAGACACCUCAGAGUAAAUACCUACCUGGAAGACACAUUCGGAUAAUCGUACAUGAUCGUAUUCCGUUUCACGGUAAGAUGUCCACCCAGUUGUCCCCCGAAAUGUCACUGCUAUUAUCAAAAAUGACAGAUCAGUUGAAUAUACAAACAAACACUAUAACCGAAAAUAUUACGGCAGCUGUCUUACAGAAGGUAGAUGAAAAAAUCUUACCGAUAAUAGAGGAAAAUAAGAGGCUAAAGGGAGAAAUCGAAAAAUUAAGUACAAAGAUACAGAAUCUCGAAACAAACAGCAAGAGGAAGAAUAUAAUACUCCACGGGCUCCCAGAGUCAAAUGAGGAAACACAUGAGGACUUAACUACACUAGUAACUUCAACAAUGAAAGAGAUUGAUGUGCAACUUGAAUAUGGGGAAAUUGACAGACUACAAAGAUUGGGGAAAAAAGUAAACGAGGAAAGCAAAACUAGACCAAUUUUACUAACUACAACCACCUUGCAGAAAAAAAUACAAAUCCUUAAAAAUAAAAAGAAAAUGAAACAAAAUACAUAUAUUACCCAUGAUUUAACAAAAGCGGAACUACAGCUAAAAAAAGAAAAAAGGCACAUGGACAUUAAGGAAAACGAAAAACGGAAGAGAUCAGAAACCCCCAGCCCUGGCACUUCGAAUGCAAAACAAAAUACCCCAAAAAUGCAAAGGAAAAAUGCAUUUCAAUUCAUGCGCGAAAGAGCCUACUCACUCUCCGACAAAAACACUUAUAGGAAUUAAACUAACACCAGGAACUGGAAGAUCACUGAUAAAAAAAUCUCUAAAGCAUAACAUAACAACACAAAGCACCCCAACCCGGCUGGUCACCGUGGGGGAAGAAGACCACUACCCUCCAGAAAACAGAAUUCAAAACUAUAAACCCAAUACUUGCCUGCUCUAUAUUUGCACUUAUAAUGCUCGAUCACUGCUGUCGGAUGAAAGGCUUAUAGAGUUUAAAGAAUCCAUAUCACAUAUUAAGUAUGAUAUUAUUGGCCUCUCUGAAAUCAGAAGAACUGGAUACAAUAUAGUAGAAGAUUCAAAACAUAUUUUUUGCUAUUACGGAGAAACUAAAGGCCAAUAUGGAGUUGGAUUUCUAAUAAAAUCUAAAUAUAAGAACUGCAUCGAAAGUUUCAAAGGUAUUUCGGAACGAUUAUGUAUAUUAAACCUAAAAUUAUCAACAAUGGAGAUUUCUAUUAUACAAGUUCAUUUACCAACUAGCGACUCUACAGACAAAGAUAUUGACCAAUUUUAUGAAUCAUUGUAUGAAACAAUAAAAACUAGCAACAAAAAUUUAAUAAUAAUGGGCGAUUUUAACGCUCGUGUUGGUCAACAAGUACGAGGUGAAUACAAAAUCCUAGGUCAAAACUGCUACGGAAAAAGAGAUAAAAGAGGAAGCAAACUGAUCAAUUUUGCGCUAGAAAACAAUCUGACCAUAAUUAACAGCAUAUUUAACAAAAAGGAAAAAUCUCUCUGGACUUGGAUUUCCCCAAAGAGUAAGAAAAGUCAAAUAGACUACAUACUAUCCAAUAUGAGGAGCCAGUUUACCAACUUUGAAGUACUCAAUCAACUCUCCUUCGCCAGUGACCACAGACUUUUGAGAAGCACAGUAAAAAUAGAAAAAAUCAAAAAAAGUAGAGCACAAUAUGGCAGCUCAAUUAUUCAAUUGAAGAGUGCCCAGGACGAAACAAAUUAUCUUGCAAACUUAAAA